Messenger RNA from Notothenia coriiceps (black rockcod), 4475 nucleotides. RefSeq names its product sulfotransferase family 4A, member 1 (gene sult4a1). Lineage: Eukaryota; Metazoa; Chordata; Actinopteri; Perciformes; Nototheniidae. Gene Ontology annotation, molecular function: sulfotransferase activity. The transcript is spliced from 7 exons. The record is from RefSeq and is a predicted model, not a curated record. Bases 1 to 708 code for a protein of 235 amino acids.
AUGACUAACGAUCGGAAGACGGGCACCAGUCUACUUCAGGAGAUUGUGUAUCUUGUGAGUCAGGGAGCAGACCCAGAUGAGAUUGGCCUUAUGAACAUCGAUGAACAGCUUCCUGUCUUGGAGUACCCCCAACCUGGCCUGGACAUUAUACAGGAGCUGACCUCUCCUCGUCUGAUUAAAAGCCAUCUUCCCUAUAGGUUCCUCCCCACAGCCAUGCACAACGGAGAGGCCAAGGUGAUCUACAUGGCUCGUAACCCUAAGGACCUGGUGGUGUCCUACUACCAGUUCCACCGCAGCCUCAGGACCAUGAGCUACCGGGGAACCUUCCAGGAGUUCUGCCGCCGCUUCAUGCAUGACAAGCUGGGAUACGGUUCCUGGUUUGAUCACGUUCAGGAAUUUUGGGAGCAUCGCAUGGACUCCAAUGUCCUCUUCUUAAAGUAUGAAGACAUGUACAAGGAUCUGGGCACGCUGGUGCAACAGUUAGCUCAGUUCCUGGGUGUUUCCUGUGACAAGGCUCAGCUGGAGGGCAUGGUGGAGAGCUGCAACCAGCUCAUCGAGCAGUGCAGCAACUCCGAGGCGUUGUCCAUCUGCAGGGGUCGUGCAGGUCUGUGGAAAGACGUAUUCACAGUGUCUAUGAAUGAGAAGUUUGACACGGUGUACAGACAGAAGAUGGGCAAGUCCGACCUGACCUUUGACUUCUGCAUGUGAGCAGCACCUGACCCUCCACUCCACUGAUCUACUCCAGUCCAAUCGACCAAACCCACGAUCCUAUAUCUCCGUAAAGUGAGAUAUUUAAGGGUACAGUGUGACAGCAGGAUUACAUUACAAGACUUUUCCCUUAAUGCAAUCUGUCUCAGUGAGUAAGUCUCGAAAAAUCACACCCUUGUGGACUGGUCAACAGAACUUAGUUGACAUUUCUCCAUCAAUAGUUAAACCAAACCUCCCUCAACCCCUACCUCCUGUGUAUAUGUGUACAUAUUAACCAGGGUUCGACCGAUAUAGGUUUUUGAAGGCAGAUGCCAAUACUUUCAACCUCAAGUAUUGGUCAACAUUUCUAUUCAAAUUCUCCAACAUAGUCCAUAAAAGGAAUUCAAGCUACAUGCAGAUAUUUGUGACUGAAUUACAUGGAAACGGCAAUAUGCCAGUACUGCCAUUCAAUGUUCUCAUGCAAUGGUAGUCUUGCUGUGAUAGUUAUCUAUUUUUCACUAGUUCAUAAAGAACUGGGUACGCAAAAAAAUAAAAUUGGAUUUGUUUCCCACUUACAUAUAAAGGCAAAAGUAUUUGCAACUUCGAAAGGCAGGAAAAAGUGUCUGGUUUCAUAGGGAGGUACGAAAGUUGUUCAAAUGGGGAUAAAGGCCUCAGUUAGUCUGUAAGAACACCAGCAUGUAAGCGGAAACCAAUUGGAUUCUUGUGCUGAUCAGAAGGACAUCAUCACGUAUUUUGCGUAAGUGCUAAGGCUCUGCUAAUUGUUGGGGAACUACGUUGUGAAAUUCUUAUUUUUUGUAAAUAGGAGGAAAUAUGCGCCAGCUGCAUGCAGGUCUAUGAAUUCAACUACACUUUAAAGCAAAUAAUUAUAAUUAAAUAGUAAAAGGAUGAAUUCAUGUAAACAAGUCUUAGAAUUUCUUUUAAAUGGCAAUUUUUUUCAAUGCUUUAAUAGCAGUAGAUCAACAUUCCAGAUUUCCAGAGUACUGGAACAAACAACUCGUGAGCCUUAACAACUUUAGGAAUUUAUGUAGCUUGCGUGCCAUCAGUGGAGGGCUUUAGGCUGCCCUAGUUCACCCUCUGGAAACAUCAAUAGAGGUCUGACUGCCUGUUAGAGAUCAAACAUCAGUCGGACUACUUAUUUGCAGUGUUGAUCAGCCACAAAUAUCUAUAGGUAGACUCAGGGAUUCUCUCCGAUGUUUCUGGUUGUCAUGUGGACAAACCCUCUGAAACAUUUAACUCAUCUUGAGACAGUAAACCCCUCCAAAGGCUAAUGAAACCAUUGUAUUAGAGCUCAGCUGCUUUAUAGGUCAGGCCACACAUAAACACCUAUUGGUGAGGAAACCAGAAGACAAUACUGCUUGUAAGUAUGGAACUAACCUUCCUAGGCGACACCCACAAUGGCUGAAUAUGAGCCAUCUACGGCCACCAGCAGGGGCGGACUGGCCAUCGGGACGUUCAGGACGAAUCCCGAUGGCCCGGUACUGAAGUGGGCCGGUCGGAGAAGUCACUAGCACCCCCCUCCCCCUCCCCCGUUGACAACCUAUUUUGACUUUAAUCAACUGCAGACAACAGACAACACUGUAAUCUGUUAAUCCCACAUAUCGGUCUGACCCUGACACUGAGUGCAUUAGCAGUUCUCUCGUUGCAAAAGUUGCUCUUGCUCCAAGUCAGGUAGAAGAAUGGAAGGUAACUGUAAGAAAUGAAGCCAAACUUAUAAAAGAAGAAGCCUAUCACGCCUAGCAAUCGGUUCAGCAGCCCAGUGUCACACAGCUGGGAGAUUUUUGUGUUAAAUGAUCCAUGUUUUUUUUCCCCUCAAAGUGCUGGAGGGUUUUUCAGCCUUCAUCGCAGAUUGUCAGUUAUUUCUGAACUUUACGUGUGUAUGGAUGAUUGCGAGUGUGUGUUUGAGAAAGAAAGAGGGAGGGAGGGAAAUGGAGAGGGUUCAGUCGUGUCAGUGCUCAGUUAAGCUCAGCUAUUUAUGCUGAUUUAGAUGUUAAAUUCAAGGAUUUGUCUGAUCUUUAAAACCAAGUUAUGUAGCAUUGGCGCCUCUCAGUGGUUGUUAAAAAAUACAAUGGUAGGAUAUACCACUGAAUUUAAUGGGCUGAAAGCAAGAAAGAAAUCACAAAUGGGAAUAUAAUUUUUUCUAAAACAAAAGAUUAUGAAUAAUAAGAUUGCCUAAUGGAGUUACAUACAAGUUAUACAAUUAAUGUCUUAAGUCGAACACUUCACUCUCCAAUACUUUGCUGGUAAUUUAAACUGGCAUUUUGGGUACAAACAUGAUUAUUUUCAAAUGCAAACUGUUGCACGUUUUUUCCUUAAGAUCAUGAACGGUGGUUCAAAUGAGCAGUUGCGGCCUGGUUGGAGAAGCAGCUGUGCCAAACACGGAAAAUAAUAUCUAGCCUAAUGUCUCCAAGGUAUAAAGACAUAUUUUACACCCUCGCCUUAAUAUUUAAGGUCAGUGUGGAUGGAUUCUAGGAGGGGCCUUGAAAUUAUUGUUUUUUAAAAAAAAUGUAAUUUGUUUGCAUAUCCAGAGAGUCUUAGAACUACAUAUACCCACAUACAUGAACGAAGAAGUAAAGGAAAGCCUGUGAAGGAACGGUAGAAAGCUGAACAUAAAACUCAAGGCAACAUAAGCAGGAUAACAUUCAAUAAACUAGAAGUGUACUUGGAGAGCGCAGACCUCCGGCAAGGUCGUUUUUGCACCAUGAUACAGAUCUAUUUAUGAAAAAGUAAUCUGAAUGUUUUCAUUACAUUACAUUACAUUGCAUUUAGCUGACGCUUUUAUCCAAAGCGAUUUACAAUAAGUGCGUUCGACCAACAAAAUACAAACUUGAAGAAAACAGAAUCAUAUAAGUAGGCCUACAUCAGGUGUCAUAGAGUUUUCCCUACAGACAACCAAACAAACAAACCAACAAUAAACAUAACCUCCUUGGCUGAGGUACCACUAUUUUAAUAUACCUUGGUUUACACUUAGCCACAUAUUCGCACCUCUGUAAGAUGACCUGUCACUUAGCACAAGAAGAACAUCAGCUAACUUUGGUGUAAUCAGUGCUUCAUCUGCCGUGAACAUGGGAAAGUAGGCUCUUUAAAUAGGGAGUUACACUUGGGAAAAAUUAUUAAUUAAAACAUCUCACACCACCUCCAAAGGAAGCCUGGCAGAUCGAUGUCAGUACAUCUUUUGGGCAUCAGAUAUGAUACACCCAACACUCAUAAAGUGAAUAACUAAUAUUGUUUAUUUGGGGCUGUGGAAAGUUUGGUAAUCGGAAAAUCCUAUUCCUGUGUGAACCAUGCUACAUACUGUAUCCCACUGAGGGGUUGAAUAGUUGCCUCUUUCUCUCUGUUUUCUCACAAAUGUCAGGUUUUGGUAGCAGGAAAGAAGAGCAGAGUAUUAGCCCAUAACCAGCAUUACACUAUGUUUUGUAUUCUGCAACUUGACAGCAUCAAUAUUAGACUCUUCAACCCGAGGCAUCACUUAAAGCCAGUCCAUCUCCCUGUGCUCCGGACACUUGUGAAUGUCUUUAUUGUGUUGGUGUAAACGACAACCUCAGCACACACUCGUCACGCCGCCUCAUUUACGGCUGCUCAUUCUUUCCCUUUCAUUGUUCUUCCUUCUUCUCUGUCACUGUUUACAGCCAUUGGCAAGGCUUCAGCUGCCCAUCUCCACUUUAAUGGUUUGUUUGGGAUUUUAUACAUGCCUUUCUCUGUUUCCUGGGCGUUGUAUUUUACAUUCUUUGCUUGCUGUUUUAUUAAUAAAGUUGUGUCUUCAGGCAAUA